Trichosurus vulpecula (common brushtail) is the source of this 3433-nucleotide messenger RNA. RefSeq names its product adhesion G protein-coupled receptor B3. The transcript is spliced from 15 exons. The record is from RefSeq and is a predicted model, not a curated record. Gene Ontology annotation, biological process: cell surface receptor signaling pathway; negative regulation of angiogenesis; neuron remodeling. Gene Ontology annotation, molecular function: G protein-coupled receptor activity. The coding region runs from base 850 to 2808 and encodes 652 amino acids. NCBI's taxonomy places the organism in Eukaryota, Metazoa, Chordata, Mammalia, Diprotodontia, Phalangeridae. Gene Ontology annotation, cellular component: postsynapse; synaptic cleft; membrane.
GAGUGAAGUCUGGAGGGCAAACUCGUGUCUUUGGCUGUGGCAGUGUAAGCAGUGCUGAAACCCACCCCUCUGCUAAGGCAAAGGCAGUAAGAGUUGGAAUCAUCUGAUGCCGCUACCGCUGCUUCCCGUUUCCAGGGUGAAAUUUUUACAGCAGCUAAUUUUAUAGAGAGGAAAAUACCCCUAACCAGCAGCAGAGAAGAUCUGGUAUCACCCAGACGAACCAAUGUAAUCUUUUAGGUAGGUUUUUCAGAGAAAUCCGCAUUUUAAAUACCAGCAUUCACCGCCAAAAAUGCGGGACGGAAGUCAGAGCUGGUUUGAGAAUAAGAAAAGCCUCUUUACACCACGAGUGUUUGAAAUGAUCCGAUGAGCAGAGGAAGUAGCUGCCAAAGCUCAGGCUGCUAUUGCCGCUGCUGCCGCCUCUGCCGCUACUGGGUUCCUCGUAAAGGGCUGGACAGAGCAAGCCCUGGUUUCAGCACCAACGGCGCUGGACAGCUCUCUGCACGCUGCACAGCCGCCUGCCUGCUUUUCCCCCCCUCUCGCUUUGCAUUACUGUACAACUGGAGAUGCAUCUAAAUUACGUCCUGUUCAACAACAAGUAGAUUCUUCCUGUCCGGGAACUACAGUAGACGAUUCUCUCAAUUAAACUGCAUUUUCUUCUUUUCGGAAUUGGCCAUCAGGCGUAAUUUUCCUGAUUUCCCCCCUUCCCCCCACCUUUGCAGGAACGAGUCUUUGGGAACCUGGUCCACCCAGGGAUGUAAAACUGUGCUUACCGAUGCAUCCCAUACGAAAUGCUUAUGUGAUCGUCUCUCCACCUUCGCCAUUUUGGCUCAGCAACCUAGAGAAAUAAUCAUGGAAUCAUCUGGGGCACCUUCAGUAACACUCAUAGUAGGCAGUGGUCUGUCUUGCUUGGCCUUGAUCACCCUAGCAGUUGUCUAUGCAGCACUAUGGAGGUAUAUCCGAUCUGAGAGGUCAAUAAUCUUAAUUAACUUCUGUCUAUCUAUUAUCUCAUCAAAUAUCCUUAUACUGGUUGGACAAACUCAGACGCAUAAUAAGGGCAUUUGUACCACGACUACUGCAUUUUUGCACUUCUUCUUCCUAGCUUCAUUCUGUUGGGUACUGACAGAAGCGUGGCAGUCAUACAUGGCUGUAACAGGAAAAAUUAGAACUCGACUUAUAAGGAAACGCUUCUUGUGCCUUGGAUGGGGUUUACCAGCACUAGUAGUGGCCAUUUCAGUAGGCUUCACCAGGACGAAAGGAUAUGGCACUGAUCACUACUGCUGGCUAUCUCUUGAAGGAGGGCUACUCUAUGCUUUUGUUGGGCCUGCUGCUGCUGUUGUCCUGGUCAACAUGGUGAUUGGCAUUUUGGUAUUUAAUAAACUUGUUUCCAGAGAUGGGAUCCUAGAUAAAAAGCUCAAACACAGAGCCGGUCAGAUGAGUGAGCCUCAUAGCGGUUUGACGCUCAAAUGUGCCAAGUGUGGAGUAGUUUCAACAACAGCUUUGUCAGCCACCACCGCCAGUAAUGCCAUGGCAUCUCUUUGGAGCUCCUGUGUCGUAUUGCCUCUCCUGGCUCUGACAUGGAUGUCUGCUGUUCUGGCCAUGACAGACAAAAGAUCUAUCCUCUUUCAGAUACUUUUUGCAGUAUUUGAUUCAUUGCAAGGCUUUGUUAUUGUCAUGGUCCACUGCAUUCUUCGAAGAGAGGUUCAAGAUGCAUUUAGAUGUCGGCUAAGAAACUGCCAAGAUCCAAUCAAUGCAGACUCCUCAAGUUCUUUCCCUAAUGGACAUGCCCAAAUCAUGACAGAUUUUGAAAAGGAUGUGGACAUUGCUUGCCGUUCAGUUCUUCAUAAGGAUAUUGGGCCCUGCCGGGCAGCUACAAUAACAGGAACACUAUCUCGGAUUUCUCUGAACGACGAUGAAGAAGAAAAAACAACGAAUCCAGAGGGCCUGAGCUAUUCAACUUUGCCUGGGAACAUCAUCUCCAAAGUCAUCAUUCAGCAGCCCACAGGUCUGCAUAUGCCAAUGAGCAUGAAUGAGCUGGCUAAUCAGUGUCUGAAAAAAGAUAACAGUGAGUUACGGCGAACUGUGUACUUAUGCACGGAUGAUAAUUUGAGAGGGGCAGAUAUGGACAUAGUACAUCCCCAAGAAAGAAUGAUGGAAAGUGACUACAUAGUGAUGCCCAGAAGCUCUGUUAAUGCCCAAUCAGCAUUGAAAGAGGAGAGUAAACUGAAUAUUGGCAUGGAAACCUUGCCUCAUGAAAGGCUGUUGCACUACAAAGUCAAUCCUGAAUUUAACAUGAAUCCUCCUGUCAUGGACCAGUUCAGUAUGAAUUUAGAUCAGCACCUUGCACCCCAGGAACAUAUGCAGAAUUUGCCAUUUGAGCCUCGCACAGCUGUAAAGAACUUCAUGGCCUCUGAACUGGAUGACAAUGCAGGACUAGCAAGAAGUGAAACUGGAUCGACGAUAUCCAUGAGCUCCUUAGAGAGAAGAAAAUCACGAUAUUCGGACCUUGACUUUGAAAAGGUCAUGCAUACUAGGAAGAGACAUAUGGAACUAUUUCAGGAACUAAAUCAGAAAUUUCAGACUUUGGACAGAUUUCGGGACAUACCAAAUACAAGCAGUAUGGAAAACCCAGCACCAAACAAGAGCCCAUGGGACACUUUCAAAAACCCUAGUGAAUAUCAACAUUACACCACAAUAAAUGUUUUAGACACAGAGGCAAAAGACGCUUUGGAACUAAGACCAGCAGAAUGGGAGAAGUGUCUGAAUUUGCCUCUCGAUGUGCAGGAAGGAGACUUUCAAACAGAGGUGUAACAGAAAAAAAAAAAAGCAAAACAUACUGCUACGGAAACGAGAUGGCUCAUUGCACUGACACUCGAGACUUGGGAAGCCUGACAUUCCUCUCUGGACAUUGUGGCUACCGUAUAUGUCAGGAUCUUCAUGUGCCAAACGUCAGUGGUGUUUUCGUACCAUAUCGUCCCGCUAGGCAAGCUAGUGGAGAACCAGGUGUACAAUUCUUACCAUCCUGUGUUGUAAGUAAACGUGGAAUGGAUUUGUAAGGUAAUCUUUAUAGAUAAACCUCAAGCAACGAUUCAUGUUGUAACUGCUUCAUUUGGUUUAGUUUUCAGAAAACUUCACCAUGAAGCACAAUGUAUAUAUUUAUGCAGUUUUUAAAGUUUAUAACAGUCUGUUUGGCCAUUACUACACUUUUUACUUUAUAAUAUAAAAGCAAAGUUUUUGUCAUUAAAUGAAUGUUUGUUGAGCUACAUUCUUCAUUGCUUUAAAUGCAAUAAAGUAAUAAUCUCACUUUUAUAUGAAUAAUAUAUUUCACAUCUUUAUUAUUGCAGUUUUCUCCCGAAAGCUCAGAGUAGCUUUCUCUGCUGCAGCUGUGUAUAAAAUAUUUAAAAUGUUGUAUGGUGUAAAUAAACUUUUGUCUACA